AUGGACGCACACCCGGGUGAGCUCCCCCUCCUGGAUGAGGACCAAUACCGAGAGCAGGUCUUGGGCAUCUCUCUGGAAGCAGAACACGCGCGGGCGCAACGGCUUUCUGAUGAGGCGCGCCGGCUGGGCUUGAAAUUGCUGGAGAUUGAGGCGUCCGCGCCGCUGGCCGCCUCGAUUGCUUCUGGAAUGGUCGAUCUCUCCUCAUCAGUCCUCUCGUCGGGCUCCUCAACCGAUCGGAAUUCCAUCUGCGACGGCUCCAUCACCCCGUCCCGCGAACCCUCCUCCCCCUCCUCCCCCGCCUCGCCAGCCCCGUCCCCGCUCGACCAGGUCGCGUCGUCGUUGUCGGAGAUUACAAUCGCCUCGGAGCGCAUCAAGCCCGGCAGCACGCGGUCACUGGCCUCCCUAUCGACCCGGCCCACUUCAUACUGCUCGAGUGAGAGUCGUGCCAUCAAUGGUGGAUAUGGACUGGGUAAUCAUGAGCCGCUCGUGGCAUCGCCGCACCGCAUGUCCAUGCUGAGCAUUGCCUCGGUCGACAAGAAGGAAAGGCGGCGCAGCAGCUUGAAGAAUGCCAUUGGGCGCAUCCACUUCCGCAAGAAACGCAGACCGUCCACCGUCGUCCUGCCUCCUCAUUCGCAGAUCACGGUCUCGAAAGGCGACGGCGGGGGCGUGGAACAUGUCUAUUUAGAGAGUCGACCCAAACGCCCGGCAACCAGCCAUGAAGUAUACCCUAAUAUUGAUAGCUCGACACAGUCCCUCUCAAAGCUGGAGUUCCCGCUGGAAACAAAACUGGAGAUCCCCAUGUUUGAUAAAGAGACCCUACAGCGAAGCUUGGAGGACUCAGAAUUGGGUGUGAUGCGAGAGCGACAUCAUAUGGAGCGGGAUCGACACCUCACGUUUCAAGCCACGGCCUUGAGCAUCCUCCGACAGAGGCACCAGGCGGCGCUCUCUGAGCGGCAAUUGGAAAACCAGCGCUUGGAGGAUGCCAAGCAAGAAAAGAAUACCUCUGAUGCCAUUCGAAUGGAAGAGCGUCAACUUGCCGUUGAAAUGGAACAGCAGCGCGAAUUCGAUCGAGCCAAAAUGAACUCCCGCACUCGUAUCAAACACAUGGAAGGAUACUUUCGGAACGCCAGUCCCCCGCCUUCGCCUGCGCAACCCGGUCAACGAUCCUCCGGUUCCUUCUCCGGAGGUGACACAACUCCGCCGACACGCCGUUUCACAAAGCAACAUAAAGAGCAACUCGAACAGCAGUACCAUGACCAUGAGUCGAUGGAUGCGCUGCAUGAGGCCCGUAUCAAAGUCCUGCGCGACAGACAGGAGCUCAGGCUGCAGGAGACCAUUGCGCGCUGGGAGCGCGAGCUCAACGACCUGCGCGAACAAAAUAGGAAGAAGGUUGUGACUCUGCAGGGGGAGCAUCGCAGUGAAGAAACAGCUCUGAUCCAAGAUCUGGACACGAAAAAGACUGCCUUGCGUCACCGAUGGCACCUGGAAGAAGCGAUCCUACGCGGCCAACUUGAGGAGCGUUAUGGACAACUGUACGGCCCGCUGCCGCCUGUAUCAUUCAGUGUUACUUCCACCGAGAGUCGCGAUCCCGCCAUCGGCGGACACGACCCCUCUCCACUUGGACCCGGACGCCAGAAGUGA
Messenger RNA from Penicillium macrosclerotiorum, 1641 nucleotides. RefSeq lists its product as uncharacterized. The record is from RefSeq and is a predicted model, not a curated record. The transcript is spliced from 2 exons. The coding region runs from base 1 to 1641 and encodes 546 amino acids. NCBI's taxonomy places the organism in Eukaryota, Fungi, Ascomycota, Eurotiomycetes, Eurotiales, Aspergillaceae.